Molecule: messenger RNA, 1814 nt
Organism: Pogonomyrmex barbatus (red harvester ant)
Lineage: Eukaryota; Metazoa; Arthropoda; Insecta; Hymenoptera; Formicidae
Gene: Scp2
Product: Sarcoplasmic calcium-binding protein 2
Molecular function (GO): calcium ion binding
Source: RefSeq, a predicted model, not a curated record
UCGCGGUGCGCACUUUGUGCUUCAUCUGUCCGUCAUACAGAUCGCAUCGGUCUCGAUACACACACAUACACACACAUACACACACAUACACGUACACUACCGUUUCCUCCCUUUCUCUUUCUCUCUCUCUCUCUCUCGUGACAACACUUAUUUCCCGCUGCAUUCGUAACUGCACUGUUAUCGGCUGCACUCGUGCGUCGCUUCCUCGCAUCUUCCACGGAACUUCUCUCUACAAGUUGGACUCUCCUCCUGCGCGGCAGCGUACAAUUCGCAGGGUCCAAAGAUGCCGUUAUCGGAGUUCCGCAAGAAAAAAUUACUCUUCGUCUUCAACGCUUUCUUCGAUGUUAAUCAAAGUGGCACCAUCGACGUAAAGGAUUUUGAUCUUGCCGUGCAACGAAUCUGCAACUCCAGACAUUGGAAGCCGGACGAUGCCACGUCACAACACAUUAAAAAUACCUUGACUAAGGUUUGGGAAGGACUGCAACAACGGGCCGAUGCCGAUCAAGACGGACAAAUCAGUCGCGAUGAGUGGUACUCGAUGUGGGAAGACUACGCGAAAGACCCGGCACACGCACUCGAGUGGCAACAAACGUACAUGAACUUCAUGUUCGAUCUCGAGGAUUCUUCCGGUGAUGGAUCGAUCGACGAGACUGAAUUCAGCAAGGUGUGCAGCAGUCACGGCGUCGAGGAGGCCGAGGCACGUGAGGCGUUCAAGAAAUUGGGGGUGGGUCAGGAGGUGACUCGCGAGAAAUUUGCCGACUUGUGGAAGCAAUAUUUCUGCUCUGACGACCCAAACGUACCUGGAAACUUUAUAUUCGGAAAGACUUCUUUCUAACUCCGCCACCCCUGUGAGAAUUGAAGGCGCGCAUAUACAUAUAUAUAUAUAUAUAUAUAUUUUACGACAGAUUAUUAUUUUAUGCGAACGUACGACUCGUUAAUGUGAGAUAGACGCAAUCCUGUAAUCUAAUAGUCAAAAUUCUAUUUCGUUUACUGCUCUCCCGUGUAAUUAUAUCAAGCUAAUGAAUAUAAUUAUAAUUAAACGAUCGAGAGAACAUUGCAUUACACCCUCUACUCUUUAACAUCGCUUUCUUAUAUCGCAAUUACAACGCAUUUAAAUCCCAUUUAUUACGGUAAAGUGAUUUCGGCGGAACAACAUAAAGUUUCUUUACGCAAAUUGGUUUGUAAUUUUAUUUACUGGAUAUUUUAUUGAAUCUGCCAGCUAACCGAUUGGUACGCAACAGAGGAAAAGUAACAGAAUCAAAUAAAUUUAAUUGGUAAUUUUUUCUGCCCUGUGUGUCUAUUGCUUCUUUGACGGUAAUAUUUGCAACAAUCUCUCAAACUGCCGAUCUUCAAAGCUACGAUUUUAUUUUGUACUUUUAACGUCCGGUCAAAGUAUUUUGAAAAAUUUAUUUCUGCAAAAAUGCAUUAGUUCCUUCGAUUAGAAAGCUUCUUAUGAUAAUUAUUUAGUAUUAAAUGCGUGCUAGAAUUAAGUACCUAUCCUUACGGCGGAUAUCGAUCCAUCACCACCGAGGAGCUAAUUAUGUCACAUAGUAUGUAAAUAAAUGCCCUUGCGAAUUAUAAAAGUGAUUAUGCUGUUUCGAUGCGCGACACAAAGAAAGGCAAAUCGAGAUAUUUUUCGUCGCAUAUAUAUUUAUAUAUUCGCGACGUGUCCACAAUACGGAUCGAAAGAUUAAACAUAAAUCUAUCAAUUUUUUUUUGUUCCGCCAAUCUUGCCUUUACUUUGUCGGAUUGAAAGAUAUUUUUUUGGACAAUUUACCGAAACUGCUUGACACUUAACGCCAAAAGGAGAGACA